Molecule: messenger RNA, 2899 nt
Organism: Betta splendens (Siamese fighting fish)
Lineage: Eukaryota; Metazoa; Chordata; Actinopteri; Anabantiformes; Osphronemidae
Gene: hdac8
Product: histone deacetylase 8
Exons: 11
Coding region: 250-1386 (378 amino acids)
Molecular function (GO): histone deacetylase activity
Source: RefSeq, a predicted model, not a curated record
ACGCUUAGGAAACGAUUUCAAUCAUUAAUAAGAAUCUACUUUAAUUCACAUAGAGACAUGUAUUUGUAAUUUAUCAUCUUUUUUUUGAUCCGAGUCGAGUAAGGAACACAGACAAGAAGCGUCUGUAUUUGGGGGAUUGUUGACGAUGUAACACCAGAAGUGAGAAAAGCCAAACGCCUCUCGCAUCCUUUCGUUGUGAAUGCAUUUUACCUUUAUUCUCACGGAUUAUUUAUCUAAUUCCCUUCGUAAAUGAGUUGCAGAGGAGACAGUGAUGAUGAUGGCAGCAGUAAACGGAGAGUCGCCUACGUUUACAGCCCGGAGUACAUCGAAACCUGCGACACUUUAUCCAAAGUACCGAACCGGGCGAGUAUGGUUCACUCGUUAAUAGAAGCUUAUGGUUUACUUGAACACAUGAGCGUUGUGAAGCCUCGAGUCGCCACCAUAGAGGAAAUGGCCAAGUUCCACACAGAUUCCUACUUGGAGCAUCUACAUAAGAUCAGCCAGGACGGAGACAAUGAUGACCCCCAGUCAGUCGACUAUGGCCUGGGUUAUGACUGUCCGGUGGUGGAGGGGAUAUUUGACUAUGCAGCAGCAGUAGGAGGAGCUACGCUCACAGCAGCCCAGUGUCUACUGGACCACAAGUGUGGUGUUGCCAUCAACUGGGCAGGAGGCUGGCACCACGCUAAAAAAGACGAGGCAUCAGGUUUUUGUUAUGUGAACGAUGCAGUGCUGGGAAUCCUCCGGCUGAGAGAGAAGUACGAGCGAGUUCUCUAUGUGGACGUUGACCUGCAUCAUGGGGAUGGAGUUGAAGAUGCCUUUAGUUUCACAUCUAAGGUUAUGACCGUCUCCCUGCACAAGUUCUCUCCUGGUUUCUUUCCCGGUACAGGUGACCUGAGUGACACUGGACUGGGUAAAGGCCGCUGGUAUGCUGUAAACGUCCCCCUGGAGGACGGCAUCAAGGAUGACCGAUACUACCAGGUUUUCACCAGUGUGAUGCAGGAGGUGCGGGCACAGUUCAACCCAGAAGCUGUGGUGAUGCAGCUGGGUGCCGACACCAUGGCCGGCGACCCUAUGUGCUCCUUCAACAUGACUCCAGUGGGGGUGGGCAAGUGUCUGCAGCAUGUCCUGCAGUGGCAGCUUCCUACACUGCUGCUUGGAGGAGGAGGUUAUAACCUGGCUAACACGGCUCGCUGUUGGACCUACCUGACGGCAGCAGUGCUGGGAAAGACUCUUUCAUCUGAGAUACCAGACCACGAGUUUUUUACAGAAUAUGGGCCGGACUAUUCACUGGAGAUCAGCCCGAGCUGCCGACCGGACCGCAAUGACACAAAACACCUGGACCAGGUCGUCAGCACCAUCAAAGGGAAUUUAAAGAAUGUGGUUUAGGAGCAGCCUCAACCGUCUACACACACACACACACACACACACACACACACACACACACACACACACACACACACACACACACACACACACACACACACACACACACACACACACACACACACAAUGUUUCUCCAAACCAGGUUGAUUCUCGGCUGCUUUAAUGAAGACAAUAUGAAGCGGACCCCUUCGGCCCUGAGGCAUGGAGCAAAUGAGGGAGGGAUGAAGGCAGGAAAGAGAGAGCAAGAGCGGCUUUUGGAAAACAUUAGCUGAGUGUUUCCAGGGGAAAACAGUUUAAUAAGGGGGAGGGGGUGAUGUGGUCUCUGUACAAUGUUCAGUGAUUUUAAUCCUUUGUUGUUUUUUUAAUUUUUUUAUUAAAGACUUUGUGUGAAUGAGAGAUUUUAUGGCAUGGUUAUGUAAAACUGAAUUAUAUUAAGGUUUUACAGUCUGUGUGCCUCAUUUUCUAUAAAUGUGUGCGUUGCAUCACUCCAACGUUUCAAACUAAAUGGAAAAACAGAUUGUUCAGGUGUCUGGUUUCACAUUCACCCCCAUGCUUGCUGGGAUUUUGGUCCCCCGACGACCAAAACGACUAAAGAACAUUUUAAACAGACAAAAUAUUUCCCAAAAGCCCAGUGUGCCUGUUAAACAUUCUGGGUUUGUGAACAGGUGCGGAAAGUCCUGAAACGUUCGCGAAAUGGAAAGUUUACAACCAAACACCACUUACGUGUUUGCUCAGCUACAUUGUCUUGACCUCCUGGGCAGCGUGUGCAGGUUAAACAUCUGGAUGGAGUUUGACAGGUUUAAAUGGAAACUAUGCAAACAAGGUGAAAAAGGACUUUUUCACACAGACACACAGUGGUGCUGUGUGAAAUAUAAGGAGAAAUAUGGGACAAGAGUGCAUUCAGAGGUAAAGUCAUGACAGAAGAAUAAGACGAUCUGUAGGUGAAAACCAUCCUGUUUAAUGGCUCCGGCUGCGGUGUUUGUGCAGUGUUUAACCGCUGGCAGCACAAGAGCCGCAUAGGAAAUCAGACAAAUGUUUGCAAAAUGAAUUGGAUCAUUAACGAAUGUUUGAAAACAGUGGUUCUGCCCAAAUAAACCAGGAGCUGCCGCCUAGCUCCAAGUGUAUGAUGUGGGUUCUCUCCAUCAGCUGCAACAUGUCAAAGGAAAGUUAGUAAAUGGAGCCUGAAUAGUUUGAACUGCUUUUAUAUUUUAACUCCUGUUUUUGUGGCAGAGGCUCUAAAAUCACUUGUAUGUUACUCUUGACCAGCUACAGCUUAGUUCUGUUUUUUAAGGAGCUGUUUAUUUGGCGCUAACCCCAAACUCGUCAUCCGACCAAGAUCCUCAAAUCUGCUGCCCUUUCGUGAUGUUCAUCCAUCACGCUGGCUGACAAUUGAAAAGAAGCUAAAUGUGAACCAUCCUGGGUUUUUGUGUUGCGUUCGCUGUCACAGAACCAACCUCUUGAUGUGUUUUGAUGUACAUACCGCAGGCGUAUGUUGAAAUAAAAGACGGGAGAGCA